AUGGGUUCUGAAAACACCACCAACCAGAGCGUCUGUGACGUGCUCGUCUACCAGCGAGCGGCCACGUUCCUCUUCCCAGCUUUCUACUCUCUGCUCUUCAUCGUCAGCAUAUGCGGGAACGCUUUGGUCCUGUCAGUGAUGUGCCAGAGACGGCAGAAGUUUAACUCCACCACCGUCUACCUGUUCAACCUGGCCUUGUCGGACGGAUUGUUCACUCUGACACUGCCGGGGAGGAUAGUUUACUACAUCCUGCACUUCGACUGGCCUUUUGGGGACUAUGCAUGCAGGAUGACCACACUUCUCUUCUUUGCCAACACAUACGCAGGUAUUGGCUUCAUGACUUGCAUCAGCCUGGAUCGCUAUCUGGCUGUGGUGCACCCUCAGCGGCUGCGUUGUAUGCGACGUGUCAAGGUGGUCCGCUGGGUCUGCUGCUUGGUCUGGGCUCUGGUCUUAGCACAGGUUGCCCCUCUGCUGUUCCACAGCAUGCUGCAGGAUCACAAGGGCAGACGGACAUGCAUGGAGUAUUUCAACCUUGAUAGCUCCGACUGGAUGCCGCGCGUCCUGCUCCUGGCCUGCGUCAUCUCCUUCUGCUGCCCGCUCACCGCCAUACUGGCCUCCUACGCCAGUAUUCACCGAAAGCUAAAGGCCGUAUCCGAGUGCAACUCUGCAUCCAGAAGGAACCAUCGAACCAACAUGAUCAUCCUCUUAAUCCUCCUAACCUUUGUUGUUGUCUUCGGCCCGUACCACAUCAACGUGAUGCAGUUCAUGAGUCGAAAGAUGCAUCAUGAGGUGUCCUGUGAGGAACUUAGGGCCUUCAAGACGUCUUCCCAGAUUACCUUCUCGCUCAUGAAUUUCAACUGCUGUUUGGACCCAGUCAUCUACUUCUUUGCCAUUAAGACAUACAAGAAGCAACUCUUAAGCCUGUUUAAGGACCUCCUGUGCGCUUCCUCCAACACCACUUCAACCAAGACGACUGAGAACAGCAGCAGCAACAGCUGA
This is a messenger RNA of Nerophis lumbriciformis (worm pipefish), 999 nucleotides long. The record is from RefSeq and is a predicted model, not a curated record. NCBI's taxonomy places the organism in Eukaryota, Metazoa, Chordata, Actinopteri, Syngnathiformes, Syngnathidae.